AUGGACCCCACGAGGUACCAAUCACUGAAGGAAGAAGUAGAUCGCCUUUUGGCGUGUGGCUUCAUAAGGGAGUCGUUCUACCCAAACUGGUUAGCAAAUCCCGUACUCGUGCCCAAGCCUAAUGGCUCAUGGCGCACAUGUGUUGAUUUCACUGAUUUAAAUAAAGCUUGUCUGAAGGACAGUUUUCCGCUUCCUAGCAUUAACCAGCUUGUCGAUGCCACUGCAGGUCAUGAACUUCUUAGUUUUAUGGACGCAUACUCGGGAUAUAGACGAAUUUCAAUCUAUGAACCAGACCAGGAACAUACCUCUUUUAUUACAGAUCGAGGCAAUAAGAAGUUUCAGUGGACUGAGAAGUGCGAAGAGGCUUUUCAAGCUCUUAAGUCACAUUGGGGGCAACCCCCAAUCCUUUCAAAACCGAUGUCUGGAGAAAUAUUAUUCAUCUACCUCGCAGUGUCUGAAAACGUGAUUAGUUCAAUGAAGAAACUGGCAUUUGCCCUGGUAAUAGCGUCAAGAAAAUUGGGACCUUAUUUCCAAGCUCAUAGCAUUGAAGUUUUAACAAACUACCCCUUGAGGCAAGUUUUGGUGAAACCAGAGGCCUCAGGAAGAUUGUUAAAAUGGUCAGUAGAGUUGAGUCAGUUCUAUAUUAGGUACAAGCCUAAAUCUACGAUUAAGGGGCGGGCCCUUGCGGAUUUCAUACUCGAGUUUCCAAGCACUGAGAUAGCACUUAUAGAAGAAAAAAUUGAUCCUAACAUACUAGAUGGUGAAGGAUGGACUUUAUACGUUGACGGAGCCUCCAACAGCAAAGGCUCCGGAGGUGGUAUAAUACUCAUAAGCCCUAGUAAUUUUAAGGUACAUGCUGCACUUAGAUUUGAAUUUUCUGCAUCUAACAACGAAGUCGAGUAUGAGGCUUUGAUUGAAAGAUUGAAACUCACUUUUGAGAUGAAGAUCGAGCAUUUACAAGCCUUCUGCGACUCCCAAAUCAUUGAAUGCCAAGUGAACGAAGAGUAUCUGGCUAGAGGCAGAUGUUUGGCUAGAUACCUCGCCCUAACUUGCGAGUUGCUACAGAAAUUCAAAAAAGUGAUUGUUUCUCGAGUACCCCGUGCUCAUAACUCUCAUUCAGACGCUUUGGCCCGUUUGGCCUCAACAAGAGAAGCUGAGUUACUCGAUGUAAUUCAUGUUGAUGUGUUAACUCACCCAACAGUAAGUCAAAUCGAAGUAAUGGAGGUAAAUACUGCCAGAGAAGUCACAUGGAUGACUCCAAUAAUGGAUUACUUGGAAAAAGAAAUCCUACCCGAAGAUAAGAUUGAGGCUAGAAAACUACGGUAUCCAGCAGCUUGGUAUGUCAUUUAUGAUGGCAGGCUUUACCGCAGAAGCUUCAGCCAACCGUUGCUCAAAUGUAUUGAUGGAGCCGAGUGCGAUUACAUACUCCACGAAGUGCGUGGUGGCAUCUGCGACAACCACGCCGGGGGUAAUUCCCUUUCAUUAAAAAUAAUGCGGCAAGGGUAUUAUUGGCCGACACUACGAGUAGACGCCUCAAACUUCGCUAAGAAAUGUGAAAAAUUUUAG
Messenger RNA from Cannabis sativa, 1566 nucleotides. RefSeq lists its product as uncharacterized. Gene Ontology annotation, molecular function: nucleic acid binding; RNA-DNA hybrid ribonuclease activity. The transcript has 3 exons. The record is from RefSeq and is a predicted model, not a curated record. NCBI's taxonomy places the organism in Eukaryota, Viridiplantae, Streptophyta, Magnoliopsida, Rosales, Cannabaceae. Bases 1 to 1566 code for a protein of 521 amino acids.